GAUGGUCGCUGGUAUCGGUUCAACCUAUUUGAGCGCUAGAUCUGGCGCGCAUCAGAGAAACGGCGUUCUGUUUCCUACCAAUAAGGACCAACCGACGCCGACUGGUGUUCCUAGGUGCUAAUGGUGCUCCUUACCCCGAGUUCUGGAUUGCGCCUGUUAGUGUUGGCGAUGUCCUCGACAUUUGGGUAAACGAGUGAGAGGGACCAAUGGGAUGGGACAAGUACAUGCUUGUUUUUUUAUCUGAUGCAGAAGUGCAGCCAGGCAUUCUUAGGAGGUGAAGUUUUAUACCAUUUUUUGGUUUUAUUGCAUUUUCUAGACUGAACAUUUGUUAAUUGUAUGUGAACUUCUCAAGGCAAACUUAUACGAGUUUCAUAAAUUUAAUAGAGAAUCAGGGGGUGAGGUUUAUUUCACAAUGCCAAGAUUACAGUCAAUUACCAUUCAAUGUUUGGAGGCACUUCAAUUUUUGCAUGAUCUUGGUCUUAUACAUUGUGAUCUAAAGCCUGAAAAUAUAUUAGUGAAAAGCUACAGUAGAUGUGAGGUCAAGGUCAUUAAUCUUGGGAGUAGCUGUUUUGAGACAGAUCAUCUAUGUUCUUAUGUUCAAUCCAGGUCGUAUCGUGCACCAGAGGUUAUCCUGGGGCUUCCAUAUGAUAAGAAGAUAGACAUCUGGUCACUUGGUUGCAUCUUGGCAGAACUUUGUACUGGCAAUGUCCUUUUCCAAAAUGAUUCACCAGCAACAUUACUUGCAACGGUUAUUGGAAUCAUUUGUCCCAUUGAUCAAGACAUGCUUGCCAAGGGACGUGAUACAUACAAAUAUUUCACUAAGAAUCACAUGCUUUAUGAGCGUAAUCAG
Molecule: messenger RNA, 850 nt
Organism: Rubroshorea leprosula
Lineage: Eukaryota; Viridiplantae; Streptophyta; Magnoliopsida; Malvales; Dipterocarpaceae
Source: the annotation of a GenBank genome assembly